Molecule: messenger RNA, 306 nt
Organism: Lactuca saligna
Lineage: Eukaryota; Viridiplantae; Streptophyta; Magnoliopsida; Asterales; Asteraceae
Source: the annotation of a GenBank genome assembly
AUGACUCCCGAUGCCUGUAACCGCCAGACCCACCACUUCAAUGCUGGUGGUGGAGGUGACAAUCAAGAGCCCAAUCCCGUCAUCAGCUUCGUCGACGAGACGACGACAGAGUCAUCGGCUGCCUGUCGACGCCCUUCCGCCUCACUGCCUUUCGACGCCCUUCUGCCUCACAGCCGGUCUUCACGUCACGAGCUUUGUUUUGCUGGAAACAACUCGACAGUCGACUGUGUUUCAUGGAUAUUCGACCGUGACAUCACUGUUCACAUCCCCUCUCUAAAAUCGACCGACAACACCGACGAUUACUAG